AAUCUUAUUCUAAAAAAAAAACCCUCUAAAGUCGGAAUCAAUGUAUGAUGGAGACACGUUACUGUUUUUUACUGUUUUUUUUUUCUGAGUGGAUAUAUCUAUUCUUAUUAACUACUAUCUUGGGCGGAACAAAGGCGGAGGUAAGGUGUAUUCCCCGGUGCCAGCUGCCGCUUGUUGCGGCAAUGCCAGGGGAAAGAAGGGGUCUGGAUCAGACCUAUUUUGACGCAGCUCCCGGUGAAGAAUAUUACGGCUUUGGUGAGGAGUCGUUCAGCGCCAGUGGAGACGAAAAGGAAGUCGCCGCUGAAUUAACAGUGAGCGCAGAAAGUUCAUUCAAAGUACAGCCGCGGCCAGAGGAGAAUGAGACAAGUGGUCUGCAGAGAGACGGCGACCGUCAAAAACUUUCCCACCCUUCUCUGAGUCCUUCUGGUCCCAAUAACGCAAGUGAAGAGAGAGAUAUUAUAUUAAACUUGACUGCGUUUGGUCGGAGAGGACGCAGGAGCGCAGAAACCUGGUCUGGAUUCAGAAGCCAGGGUAUAGAGGACACCUCGGUGUCAGACCAAGGGGACUUUCAGCUCACAAGUUCAACAUUUGCACUGGCCGGGGACACAGCUCACAACCAGGCGAUGGUGCACUGGUCCGGACAAAACAGCAGCGUGAUUCUCAUGUUAACAAAGUUCUAUGACUUCAACGCUGGCAGAGUAACGGAGAGUUCACUGUGGAGGUCAACUGAUUAUGGGACCACGUAUGAAAAACUUAAUGAGAAAGUCGGGACCAAGAGCAUAUUGAGCUACCUGUAUGUGAGUCCAAACAACAAAAGAAAGAUCAUGUUACUAACUGACCCAGAGGUUGAGAGCAGUCUGCUCAUUAGCCUUGACGAGGGGGCGUCCUAUCAGAAAUACAGCUUAGGCUUUGAUAUCCUCAGCCUGCUAUUCCACCCAGAGCAAGAGGACUGGAUCCUGGCUUACAGCCAUGACCAAAAGCUCUACGUCUCUGUUGAGUUUGGAAGGAAAUGGCAGCUUGUUCACAACAACGUUGUUCCCAACAGAUUCUAUUGGUCCAGGCUGGGUUUGGACAAAGACCAAGGGAUGAUUCACCUUGAGAUCACUGUCGCAGUUGGACGGUCACAGUACAUAACUUGCAAACUUCAGAACUGCUCCGAUGGAAACAAGGGCAAGCCUUUCCCAGGAUUUAUAAUCCCAAACUCCCUGGUGGUGCAGGAUGAGUACGUUUUCAUCCAGGUAUCAGUCAGUGGCCAGGCUGUCCAUUAUGUGUCAUAUAAAAGAAAAGCAUUUUACCCAAUGAAGCUUCCUAAAUACACGGUCCCUAAGGACCUGCAGAUAAUCAGCACGGACGAAAACCAGGUGCUGGCAGCUAUUCAGGACUGGCACCAGAAUGAUUCGUACAACCUCUACAUGUCUGACUACAGAGGGCUGUUCUUCACACUAAUGCUGGAGGAUGUUGUGAGCACCGGUGGUCCAGAGGACAAUGUCAUGAUUGAUCUCUAUGAGGUUGCUGGGAUUAAAGGAGUGUUCCUGUCAAACAAAGUUGUUGAGAACCAAGUAAAAACUUAUAUCACAUACAACAAGGGCAGAGACUGGCGUCUUCUUCAGGCUCCAACCACUGAUCUCCAGGGAAACAAGGUCUAUUGUGAGCAACCGUACUGCUCAUUGCAUCUGCACCUUCAUGUCUCAGAGAACCCUUACGCCUCAGGAAACAUUGUCAGCAAAGACACAGCUCCAGGAGUUAUAAUAGCAUCAGGUGUCCUAGGCCCAGAGUUAAGCAAUGCAAAUGUCAGUAUCUUCAUCACCUCUGAUGCUGGGAAUACCUGGAGAGAGGUUUUUCAGGAAGCGUACAGCGUGUUUUUCCUGAAUCAAGGAGGAUCUCUAGUGGCCAUCCGACACACACCUCUGCCAAUUAGACACAUUUGGCUGAGUUUUGAUGAGGGCAGAAACUGGGACAAAUAUAGCUUCACCUCCUCGCCGCUCUAUGUUGAUGGGGUGCUAGGGGAGCCUGGAGAGGACAUCCUCAUAAUGACGAUAUUUGGUCAUUUUAGCCACCGAUCUGAAUGGCAACUUCUCAAGAUUGACUUCCGACCUAUAUUUGAAAGACGAUGUACAUCUGUAGACUACAUCACAUGGCAGUUAGACAAUGAGGGUGAAGUAUGCAUCAUGGGCAUGAAUGACUAUGGGUUUGAGAGGCAACUCGAUGGGAGCUGCACCUCAGCUUUCUGGUUUGUUCCUUCAGCAUCAACCCAAGACUGCAUUACAGGGGACAGCUUUUUCAACACAACAGGAUAUCGUAAGGCUUUGUCAAACAACUGCACAGAUGGAAGUCUGUUAAAGUACAGCCCCAGGCAACAAAAGUGUCCCAGCCGGGCUCCCAGGGGUCUCCAGCUCUUUACCAGCGAGGGGACAUUUGUUGCAACACUGGGCAGGAACGUCACCUUCUUGGUCUUUCUGGAAGAGGGUCUUGGCUCCAUGACGAGUAUAACUGUGGACUUCGGUGAUGGAACUGCCAUAUCUUACGUUAACAUCAGUUCCAUUGAUGAUGGGGUCAAACACAUCUACAAUAAAGUUGGAAUCUAUCAAGUUUCAGCAACAGCAGUCAACAAUCUUGGCUUUGAUAAGGUCCUCCUUUACCUCCAUGUAUCCUGUCAGCUCGAGCAGGUGCAGCUUUCAGCUCCUUUGGUGGUCAUCAAGAACAAAGCAGUGAAUUUCACAGCAACACUUCGCCCCAGUAGUGUGGGAACAGUCACGUAUUUCUGGUGGUUUGAUAAUAAGACAGAGCCAUUUGUGACCCUUGAUGCAGCAAUGUCCUUUACCUUCUCCAAGGAAGGAAGUCACACCGUUACUGUACAGGCUGUGGCUGGAAAUACUGUCCAUCAGGACCGAAUCAGAGUGGCAGUUUAUGAUUAUUUCAGAUCUCAUCCUUUGGUUUUUUCCUCUAAUCUGGACGAGCUUAAUCCUGGAGUUUCCGAAUGGAGAGAAGACAUUGGCAGAGUUGUGAAGACCUGCCUUGUUCAGGUCACAGGGAUCAGUGAGGAUCAGAUCCUGGUCACAGUGCUUGCAGGUUUGCCAACUACAGCCGAGGUUUUCAUUGUACCAGAGAGGAGGACAAGAGACAGAGCCAUGGACGAAAAGUGGGCACACCUGGAUCAGCUUUCACAAGUUCUGCUGAGCGCUCUUAACCAGGAUCUUAUCAAGUUUACAUUGAAACCUGGACUACAGGUGAAUGUGUAUGCCACCCGGCUGUCUCCAGCUCCUCUUGUGGAUGGCAGUGACAGCGGGCACAGCGGCACUGCAGUCAUCAUGCUGGUCUCAGUGGUGCUGAUGGCUUUGGCAAUCUUUGUGAUAUAUAAAUUGAAAAGAAAGAUCCCAGGCAUGCACACUUACAGCACAGAGCAGCCUGACAAAGAACAAGAGGUCAUCCCUGCGGUGACCUCCAUAGCUGUCCCAAACCCUGAGGGGGAUGAGCUGACCUCACUGGAUCAUGUGGAUGUACAACUGGAUUCAAAAAGCAGAGGCUACCUGCCAUCUCACACAGACAUCAAGCUCUCUGAUGAAGCGCCCCAUGUGUUUUAAUGUUGGAAGUCUAUGACCGACUCGAAAGCAAUACAUCUUCUUUGGCAGUUACUUCCAGCAAGCUAGGAAGCUGCGGUCACAAUGAAUGGUCUCGAGUCUUUUGCUACCCAUGCAUGGAUGGACCAGUUCACACUGUGCUGCCUAAAUCCCUCCAAGGAGACUGUACAGAUUUUUACUUGCCUCUUGAAAAGGAACAGUUUUUGACUGAAAAAACUUGUAUUUUUGCAAGGACGCUGAUCUUUUUAUGUAAAUAUUGUACAUCCAUAAUGGAAGACGUGAAGGUUAUUUGUCUCAGCCACUUACAGCUGCAUCUGUUGAAAUAUGAAAACAUCAAACAGCAGUAUAUAUAAA
Molecule: messenger RNA, 3932 nt
Organism: Cyprinodon variegatus (sheepshead minnow)
Lineage: Eukaryota; Metazoa; Chordata; Actinopteri; Cyprinodontiformes; Cyprinodontidae
Product: VPS10 domain-containing receptor SorCS1-like
Exons: 27
Coding region: 45-3581 (1178 amino acids)
Biological process (GO): post-Golgi vesicle-mediated transport
Cellular component (GO): membrane; Golgi apparatus
Molecular function (GO): protein binding
Source: RefSeq, a predicted model, not a curated record